UUUGAUGCCGUCCUUCGGCCAGUAGACUUCUGGCGGUCACACGCCGCACGUUUUUAUCUUGCUUUUUUUAAACCGCCAGCACAAUGUGGUUGUUGAUGAGCUCGGGACCACCUUAAAGAGCACCUUCCUCUGAUCCACAUUACAGGUGGAUCAUAUAGAUCUAUCGCAUGUGCGGAGAGGGAAGUUUACCUCCACCGACCCGAGGCUAGAGGCGGAUAAUACAACGGCAGUUUAUACGUCAUGAUGCUCUGAGGCCACUGCAUGAGGCCGCCUGGGCGAACAUGAUGGAGGAGGCUGCCAGCCAGCUUGAAAGAGAUCAUGUACACAAUGUCUACGACAAGAUUGCUCCAUAUUUCAACGACAGCCGCUAUAAAGCCUGGCCGAAGGUACGGCAGUUCCUCCUGGAACUGCAGCCUGGGAGCAUCGUUGCUGACAUUGGUUGUGGUAAUGGUAAGUAUCUCCACAUCAACAAGGACGUGUUCAAGCUGGGGUGUGACGUUUGUCGCCCCCUGGUGGAUUUUGCCUGGAGCCAAGGACAUGAGGUCCAGAUGUGUGAUGGGCUGCAUUUGCCUUACAGAGACAGCUGCUUUGAUGCUAUGCUUUCUAUUGCAGUCAUUCAUCAUCUGUCCACCAAAGAGCGUCGUAUUCGAGCAAUAAAGGAGAUGGCUCGCACUCUGCGAGUGGGCGGACGCAUUAUGAUCUACGUGUGGGCCAUGGAGCAGAAACGUCGUAAAUUUGAGAAACAGGACAUCUUUGUUCCUUGGAACCCCAAUCCUCAAUUCCUUCCCGGCCUCAACAAACCGAGGAGGAGAACCACAGCACAGAGCGUGAGCGAAGCCAUAGACAACACUGAAAAGCACAGGAAGGUUAGAAGCACAUCCUCUGUGGCAGACGAAGAAGAUCUUGGUCGCACUACACCACAGCAGAGGACACACAAACUGUGGUUCUUCUCCAGGUCUCUUGAUUCUGUGUUCGACUUCGGAAGCUUGGGGAUCUCCCGUUCAUCCUCCAGAGACAUGAGCACUUUAUCUUCCCCCACAGGUGAAAAUGAGGGGAACAAGUUCAACCUGAGCGGGAGAGGACGAGGGCUUAUCAAGCAAGUCUCAAGUUUCUUUUCUCCGCCAUCUGUGGUCGGAUCAGAAGAGGAUGUCUUUGUCACAGAGCAGCACAAGGGACCGAAUAAUUCUGGAGGCAAUGGCACCACUAACAACAGCAGCGCAGUGUCUUUAGUCCAGGAGUGUGGCUCUCUGGCUCUACCAGAUCUAGUCUCCUUGCAGGGGGAGGACCUAAAGCAGUCUGGAGAUGAAAGAGAUGGAGGGCUGCUGGGAGAAGAGCUGCAGGAAAGCACACAGAGUCCUCAGGGGAGUGAAGGGCAGGUGGAAGGCUCCUGCCUGAGGUACUACCACGUCUUCAGGGAGGGCGAGCUGGCAGAGCUGAUAGCGAAUCAUGUCGAAGAACUUCAUGUUAAACACACCUACUUUGAUCACGCCAAUUGGUGUGUGGUGGCAGAGAAAGUUCAGGUAUGGAAAAUAUGACCGGUACUUGUCAUAUUUGAGUUCACUUUGCAUCGCCUCUGCCUCAAGUUUUAGCACUGAAUUCCACAUGUGAGAAUAAUGACAUUCUUUUCAUUUAAAUGUGCAAAUGUAGCCAUUGUUGAAGGUCUAGGUAACACUAACAUUCUCCAGUGCUGUAAUUCUCUCAUGAACUAUUUAAAAAUGAGAUUUUUAUCCAUGUAUUUAUUUUAUCCUGGAACCAGCUAUAUGUCAGAGCUUUUGGAAAGCAGCAAAUAGAUAUUUUAUGGAAGUGUUCAACCGUGGCCGUUACUGUAUGUUGUACCAGAUUAUUUUUAACUAUUUAUUCUUUUUCAAUAAAUCUACAGUGUGUCUUUUAGAGUCGGUGUUUUGUUAUUUAACCCUAGUGGGCUGCAUCACAGCUAUUGAUUUGCAUUUUAAAAGAACAUUUCUUCUCUUGUGCUUUAAAUAUGAGCAGAAGAGAAAUGUACAAAGCUACAGCAUACUCUUCCCUCUGCUGUUAUAUUUUAAUAUAUUGAUUUCAGUAGAGAAUUCUUUCUUUCUUUGUGUCUGCAAAAUUGCAUGCUGCUUAUCUCUCAUUAAAAGGAGCCAAAUUUGCAGCUAGUAUCAGCUGCGGACUUCUUGGUAACGCUUCCUGUGAAACUGCUCGUGCGUACUUUUUCAUUGCACUCUCAUACAAGUUUAAAAUUGUGCAGAAUCUCUUCCGAAACAUUAGUGCCAUUUUCUUGUUGUUUUACUCUACAAGUGUUCCAGACGACAUGUCGCCAGUGGGCGUGUCUGUGUGUGUGCGCGCCCUUGAUGUAGAUAUUUGCAAUAGUGGCAUUGUGUCUUGUAACAAUUUGGUAUGUCUCAGCAAAUCAGAAAACUGCCUCAUGUACUGUGAAUAAACAUUGCACUCUAUCACAAGUAUAUCGCUGCUUGAUGUCAGUGAACGACAUAAUAGGUGAGACUUGAAAAACUGUUUAUAUCCAUUGUGGUGCAUUUCUUUAGCUGUAUAGUUUUUGUGGACCAACUAGGUUUGUCUUAAAAGUGGCAAAUGUCUUGUGUGAGCUGAUGUAAAUACUUUGUUUUGGUUUUUUUAUUAAAUUUGUUUUUGUUCA
This is a messenger RNA of Maylandia zebra (zebra mbuna), 2632 nucleotides long. RefSeq names its product tRNA methyltransferase 9B (gene trmt9b). Gene Ontology annotation, molecular function: tRNA (5-carboxymethyluridine(34)-5-O)-methyltransferase activity; S-adenosylmethionine-dependent methyltransferase activity; tRNA binding. Gene Ontology annotation, cellular component: cytoplasm; nucleus. NCBI's taxonomy places the organism in Eukaryota, Metazoa, Chordata, Actinopteri, Cichliformes, Cichlidae. The record is from RefSeq and is a predicted model, not a curated record. Gene Ontology annotation, biological process: tRNA methylation; tRNA wobble uridine modification.